AAAUAACAUUUGCAUUUGAUUUUAUUUACAUUGAAAAGGAACAGGCAUGUACAUUUUUUAUUAAUUCCAAACUCACUUUGAUGUGGCUGUGAUAAAAAAUCUGUGAGAAUUUCAAUAUUAGCACGGUAGUAUUGUAUUGUGCAACAAAAAAAAUUCCUUACCAAAUUAAUGUUAAAUAACAUUAAAAAUAAAUUGUUCUGUGAAGUCUAAGAGUUGGCCAAAAUGUUAGCCCAUCAAAUAGAAAACGAUUCGAGAACCAAGGAUGUAGUGGUUGUAGAAAAUGUAACAUUUGACUCUUUAUUAUUGUCUGAAAAAGUAUCCAAAGGGUUAACAAAAAAUGGUUUUAAAAAGCCUUCACCAGUUCAGUUGAAGUCCAUUCCACUUGGAAGAUGUGGAUUCGAUUUAAUUGUGAAGUCUAAGUCAGGUACAGGAAAAACAUUGGUUUUUUCAUUGAUUGCCUUAGAAUCUCUUAGUACACACCUAAAAAAACUGGAAGUUUUGAUCUUGUCUCCAACAAGGGAGAUAGCAGUCCAAAGUCAGGAUUUUAUCAAACAAAUAGGGUGCUUCUUUGAAGGUCUGAAGGUAGAAUCGUUCAUUGGAGGAUUACCAUUAGUAGAAGAUAAACAAAAGUGCCAAAACUGCAAUAUAGCUGUGGGUACACCAGGCAGAAUAAAACAUCUAAUAUUAGACAAGACACUUAACGUUAACUCUGUAAAGCUCUUUGUGCUAGAUGAAGCUGAUAAACUUAUGGAAAGUAGUUUCCGUAAUGACAUAAACGAAAUAUACAACAGUCUGCCAACAAAGAAGCAAAUUAUCACCACUAGUGCCACUUAUCCUAACCAGUUGGAAGAGUUCUUAUCGAAAUAUAUGUUAUCGCCAACACAUAUAACAGCAGAACUAGAGAGCCCGCUUUUAUUAGGCUUGAAGCAAUUUGUGGUUGUCACGAAACAAUAUUCUAAUGCAGCUCAACAACUCAAAGCUAAAACUGAUGAAAUGAUUGAUAUAUUCACCAACAUUUCAUUUACCCAAUGCCUGGUUUUUUCUAAUUUCCAAACAAAAGCUGAGAGUUUGAGUAACAUUCUGAACCAAAAGAGAUGGCCUUCUACAUAUAUUUCUGCUGCACAAACUCAAGAACAACGAUUGGAGGCUGUCAGUGUGCUGAAAGAAUUUAAAUGUAGGAUUAUGUUAUCUACUGAUUUAACUGCAAGAGGUAUAGAUGCUGCCAAUGUAGACUUGGUUAUUAAUUUUGACAUACCAAUUGACGCUAUGACUUACCUACACCGAAUGGGAAGAGCAGGAAGAUACGGUUCGUCUGGAGUGUGCAUUAACUUAUCGUCUCAAGGCACAGAAUUAAUACAUCUACAGGAAAUACUGGGACAAAUCGGAGGAAAUACUUUAACAAUACCCAAAUUACCGAAAAUAAAUGGUAGCAUCUUAGAGUUAUUGCAAGUUGAAGUUCCUUUAACUGAUCAUAUUUCUAGCAAGGUAAAGGCUGAACGAGAUGAAUCUAUUACGAAAACUAAAAUGUAUGAGAAUAAAAAGGAGAGAAAACAAAAAAGUAAAAAUAAAGAUAACGACGAUGUUAAAAGAUCUAAAACUGUUGAUGAGCAAGAAGUAACGUCACCAAAUAUUGGUCUGAGUGAUAUACUUCAGAAUACUCAACAAGAAAUUGAGGAAGUUAGAAAACAAAUAUCAGAAAUGGACACGGAAUCAAUUUUGCACUCACUACUAAAUCAAAAUUUGAAUUUAGAAGUAGGUUCAAGUAAUUCUAUAAAAACAAAUACUAACAAGCCGUUUGACGCUCAGGCAGUCUUGGAUGUGUUAAAAGAAGGUUGUACUAAACCUGCGACCAAAAGUGAUAACAAUUUCAAAAAAACAGUUCCUAAAGUAGAUACCGAAGAAGAGCUUAAAGAAAACUUAUUGACAAAAAAUAAGGCACUACUGAGUACGUCACAAAUAGUAAGUAACUCUAACAUUUCAGAGGGACCAGUUUGUAUUGAGCAGCAUCUGAAAGUGCUGAAUUCUCAAUUUAAAAAUGAAAUUAGUGAGCUUUCCAAAAAUAGUAUAUCAGAUCUACUGAAGAUUAUUAAAACAAACGAUAAUCCAAAUAAAAGUGGUGAUAAGCCUACCCAAGACAAUACUGGUUCUUUAGAUAGUCCAUCUUCUUCCAGAACUUGCCACGAAGAAGGAAGUGAAAGUGAAAAUUUGUUUCAUUUGGGAUAUAAGCACUUGGUUCUUUCUGAUGAUGGUGACUGGAGGGAGGUGUUGAAAAAGCGUUGUGCUACUGAUACUUCAGCAAAAACGAAUACACCAACUUCUCGCCGAUCUAGUUCAGAAAGUGACCAAGAAGUGACGCAUAAAAAACACGGAAAGCCACGCAGAUAUUCCGCAGUACACGACGAAUCGUCCAGUCAGUCAGAACCGAUGGUAUGGUCGUCGAAUCCAGAAGAAAACUCAAUGCUAGAAAUGGAAUGUCGUCGACAGGAAGCAGCUAUGAGAUGGAUGCCUGUAGAGGAAGAAUGUUCUGAAGAAGAAAGCUUCCAAGAUGCAAAAGCGAUGGAACAUGAAGACGAUACGAUGGAAUGGCGUAGACAGGAAGAAGCUAUGAACUGGGUAGAAGUUAAGGCCCCUCGUGUCGCACACCAUGUCACCCCCACCUGCGUUUUAGAGCUACGGAAGGGUUCUGAUGAUUUUGAAUAUGGACAUUACAGUAGUUAUAUGGAGCAACUUGAUGACAAGUUGUGGCGGAAUGGUUUAGAGUUUAAUAACUCCGAAUCGUUUAACGACUGGUUUAGUUUCGAAUGGGAGUUAGAGCUACAAGCUACAAGAACUUAUAUAGAGCAAAAUAUAUAUGUUAGUGAGAUGAAUAAGUUUCAGAAAUAGAUUUACUAUAAUUGUCGGAAAAAUAUACUUUUUUAUUACAUUACCGACUGAUCUGAAUAUUUAGUUAUUUUACCUUUUUAUUUGUUGUAUAUAAAGUGUUUAUAAU
Diabrotica balteata is the source of this 2989-nucleotide messenger RNA. NCBI's taxonomy places the organism in Eukaryota, Metazoa, Arthropoda, Insecta, Coleoptera, Chrysomelidae. The record is from the annotation of a GenBank genome assembly.